CGCUCUUCGAUUUUAGUUCGACUUGAAAAAUAUUCGCUCGAUUUAAAUAAAUACAAGAUCAAAAGAUAUUUUAGUAUGGGUAAAAGUUCCACCGAUACUAAGAGCGAUAGAGCGAGAAGCACCAGUCGCUCUACCUUACCCUUUCACUUCGCGACGCACAAGACUGGCUACCACCUGGAGAGCUGCUGCGGCAUCUGCAACCUGUUCCCAGGAGUGCUGCUUAUUGCUUUCUGCCAGGUGCUGGUGGGUUCGGUGCUUCUGACGCUGCUGCUGACUAACGGCAAGGAGUACGACGAGAUGCAUCAGACACCCAACUCACAGAUGAUGAGCCUGUUGACUGGCGGCGUGCUGAGCGGCGUGACGGGCGCGGGGCUGCUGCUGGUCGCCGUCGCGCUCACGGAGAACUGCCGCGCGAUGCUCAUAUACCUGAUGGUGGCAACGCUGAUCUUCGUGGCGCUGACUUCGCUGUCUCUGGUCAAGAUCGGAAGAGGAUGCUCACGUUUUUAUGAUGCACCAAAAGUGAAGGAUGAGCAGCACAAGAUCGCGAACUUGGCCUGCGUCAGCGGACUCAUGACUUUCUUCGGAGCUGUGCUGUACUUCUUCUCGCUGCUGGUGGUGUUCAGCUUCUACCACUUCCGCUACGUCCGCCGCGCGAUACUGCUGCACGAGGCCGAGUGUGACUGAACCUUAAUAGUUAGUUGUUUG
Messenger RNA from Aricia agestis (brown argus), 705 nucleotides. RefSeq lists its product as uncharacterized. Lineage: Eukaryota; Metazoa; Arthropoda; Insecta; Lepidoptera; Lycaenidae. The transcript is spliced from 6 exons. The record is from RefSeq and is a predicted model, not a curated record. Bases 76 to 684 code for a protein of 202 amino acids.